AUGCAGCAGAACCACGACGAAACGAAGCGAAGCGCGGCGUCAAGGAGCAUUUCAUUCUCGAGGUACGAUGGCGACAAGACAGCCUACAUGGGAACGAGGCGGUACGCCGCCCCGGAACAUUUCCCCGGGCAAACCUUGCGCCUUCGGUCCGACCUGUGGGUCCUACGGGUGCACGGUGUUGGAACUUGUACGUGGUUGGCCACUUCUGGAGCAGGGCGGCCUGUACGAGAUGGCCGCGGUUGUCCGGCCCUGGCCGGGCAAGCUUCUCAAGGAGGUGCCGCUGAAGCGAAUCGGCCUUCACCGGACCGUCCUGGACCACCUGCAGUGGGUACUGCAGUACCGAUGCCGGCCAUCGGCACAAGAGGCAUCGUGAUUGACGCCACAGCUGCGUACCAGGCGUCGCAGGCAGGGCGUGUCAUGGUGGAAGACGCCCUCGCACGCGAGCACCACUGGGUCGCACUGGUGGCUGCUCGCGAUGCCCGCGGUUUCUGGAAGAGAUGUGGCUUCCGACGCCUCCACCUUCGGGCGUCAGGCAAACUGCGCCCGGAUGAGGGUGCGUGGCUCCGAGAAGGACAAGUACAAGCAAGACAUGGGGCCUUUCAGAAAGCCAUCCGGAGAGCGGCCACAGCGCACAAGCAGCAGCUGCAGGGCGGUGUGGCCCAGUGGCAGUGGUGUGACGGUGUGUGUGCAUAA
Molecule: messenger RNA, 693 nt
Organism: Symbiodinium sp. CCMP2592
Lineage: Eukaryota; Dinophyceae; Suessiales; Symbiodiniaceae
Source: the annotation of a GenBank genome assembly